Molecule: messenger RNA, 1488 nt
Organism: Camelus dromedarius (Arabian camel)
Lineage: Eukaryota; Metazoa; Chordata; Mammalia; Artiodactyla; Camelidae
Gene: KCNG3
Product: potassium voltage-gated channel modifier subfamily G member 3
Exons: 2
Coding region: 1-1311 (436 amino acids)
Biological process (GO): potassium ion transmembrane transport; protein homooligomerization
Cellular component (GO): membrane; voltage-gated potassium channel complex
Molecular function (GO): protein binding; delayed rectifier potassium channel activity
Source: RefSeq, a predicted model, not a curated record
AUGACCUUCGGGCGCAGCGGGGCGGCCUCGGUGGUGCUGAACGUGGGCGGCGCCCGGUACUCGCUGUCCCGGGAGCUGCUGAAGGACUUCCCGCUGCGCCGCGUGAGCCGGCUGCACGGCUGCCGCUCCGAGCGCGACGUGCUCGAGGUGUGCGACGACUACGACCGCGAGCGCAACGAGUACUUCUUCGACCGGCACUCGGAGGCCUUCGGCUUCAUCUUGCUCUACGUGCGCGGCCACGGCAAGCUGCGCUUCGCGCCGCGGAUGUGCGAGCUCUCCUUCUAUAACGAGAUGAUCUACUGGGGCCUGGAGGGCGCGCACCUGGAGUACUGUUGCCAGCGCCGCCUCGACGACCGUAUGUCGGACACUUACACCUUCUACACCGCGGAGGAGCCCGGUACUCUGGGACGCGACGAGGCGCGAUCUGGCGGUGCCGAGGCGGCCCCCUCCCGGCGCUGGCUGGAGCGCAUGAGGCGAACCUUCGAGGAGCCCACGUCGUCGCUGGCCGCGCAGAUCCUGGCCAGCGUGUCGGUGGUGUUUGUGAUCGUGUCCAUGGUGGUGCUGUGCGCCAGCACACUGCCCGACUGGCGCGCUGCGGCGGCCGACAACCGCAGCCUGGAUGACCGGAGCAGGUACUCCGCCGGCCCUGGGAGGGAGCCCUCCGGGAUAAUUGAAGCCAUCUGCAUAGGUUGGUUCACUGCAGAGUGCAUCGUGAGGUUCAUCGUCUCCAAAAACAAGUGUGAGUUUGUCAAGAGACCCCUGAACAUCAUAGAUUUACUGGCAAUCACGCCGUAUUACAUCUCCGUGUUAAUGACGGUAUUUACGGGCGAGAACUCUCAACUCCAGAGGGCUGGAGUCACCUUGAGGGUGCUUAGAAUGAUGAGGAUUUUUUGGGUGAUUAAGCUUGCCCGUCACUUCAUUGGUCUUCAGACACUUGGUUUGACUCUCAAACGAUGUUACCGAGAGAUGGUUAUGUUACUUGUCUUCAUUUGUGUUGCCAUGGCAAUCUUUAGUGCACUUUCUCAGCUUCUUGAACAUGGAUUGGACCUGGAAACAUCCAACAAGGACUUCGCCAGCAUCCCUGCUGCCUGCUGGUGGGUAAUUAUCUCUAUGACUACAGUUGGCUAUGGAGAUAUGUAUCCUAUCACAGUGCCUGGAAGAAUUCUUGGAGGAGUUUGUGUUGUCAGUGGAAUUGUUUUAUUGGCUCUACCUAUCACUUUUAUCUACCAUAGCUUUGUGCAGUGUUAUCAUGAGCUCAAGUUUAGAUCAGCCAGAUAUAGUAGGAGCCUCUCUGCUGAGUUCCUAAAUUAAUCCAUUACAAAUCAAUUCUUGCAUACACUUCUUCUGAUAGAGUUGACGCUACUUCAUAUUCAUGCGUUUCUUGCUGGGUGAACACUGCAGUGGUACCGACAUCAUCGUGGUAGAGUGAGAAUUGUCCUUCCCAGCUGAAGGGGUAACACAAUGUACUUACUAUGGAGUAAAUAGAAU